GUAAUUGUCAAUACCAUUUCUCGUUGACGAACAACCACUGUAUCGAUCGAAUCAAUGGCAUCCAUGUACUGCCUCAGCCAGUAAGCAUCCUCUAUAAUACACUAAAAGAAAUUUAUUUGUAUCGCAUGCAAGGAGAAAAUUAAUUCCCGUCAAAACUGUAUAUUAUCGUCAUGUCAUGUAACCAUGACGACACAUAGAGACUUUACCACAAUGGCUGAUAAUACGGUACCCGGAAUAAGACUUGGAAAUGGUGUAAUUAAAAAAACAAUGCAGCAAUGUCUGUAACGUCUAUAGAACUUCAACUGGAAAGUGAAAAUUUGGUAUAUUUCUCUGGACAGCGUGUUAAAGGAGCAUUAGUUUUACAAAUUGGUCUACCCGUUAUUAUAGCAGGGGUGGAGGUGCGUUUCCGUGGAGCAGCACGCGCAAAAUGGCGAGAAACAGUUCAAAAUGGUACACAUCGAACAGAUAUAGAACACGAAAAAGAGGAAAUAUAUUUUGAUGAUCGCUUUUGUUUAUGGGGAAAAGUGAAUCAUACAAAUAGAUGGGAGGGACGUGAGGUGCUACAAAGAGGUCGUCAUAUGUUUCCGUUCCAGUAUAAAGUACCCGAAUGUGUUCCAUGUUCAUUUGAAGGUCCGGAUGCUCAUAUUCGGUAUAGUGUCCAGGGAAUUAUCAUACGAUACAAUGGAGAGUGCAUUAGUUCACAAAGAAUUAUUAACGUGCUCAGAGAAUACGACCCUAGAAGAGAACCUAAGGACUCGGCAGCUAAUUCAUCACCUCAUCGGUUGGAAGAUCAUGCUGAAAGGUCAGUUAGCACUCUUUGUUGUCGUCCAGGGAGAGUUUCAUGUACUCUUUCUUUACCGAAGCGUGCCUGUGUUCCGGGUGAAAUUCUCAGAGCCGAAAUACUCGUUCACAACAUGUCCAUAAGAAAAUCUGGUGCUGUUAGUUUACAAUUAAAACAGAUAAUUACCUACGGUGGAGUCCAAACGAAAAUACUUCUACUGAAAGAGUAUAAAGUUUGUGAUGGACUUAGACCUGGUCAACAUCGACAAUGGAAGGAAUAUCCACUUCGUGUUCCACCUCUAUGUCCGUCGAGACUACAUAUGUGUAAAGUCUUAGAUGUUAGAUAUUGUAUAUCAGUAGAAGCAACUUUCGCUGAUAUUAUUUUAUAUUCUGCGGUGCCAAUCAUCAUAGCGACGAUUCCUGAUAAUUAUUUAGAAUUUUCUAAGUGGUCUUAUAAAGUUAGUACGCCUUCUUUAAUGAUGGACGAUACAUUGACAGACUGUUAUAUUUAUGGAUGUACAAGAACUGAAUCCGAAGAAGACGAAUUUAAGCCAAAAUAUAAAUACUUCGAGAAUAUACGAGACCUGAGUAGAGACAAAGAUAUAAUAGUGAAAUUUAGGUACAGUCCCAGUUUGAAAAGAAGAAAUAAGGAAAAAGAAAAGAAACAAGAAUUGGCGAGACCAACCGUUAAGUUGAAAUCUGAAGAAAUUACGUCAUCAUCAUUAGCAUGAUAUAUGUUUAGAAGAGAGCUAUACAUAUUCUACGUUGUUCCAAAUACAUUCCACGAUUGACUUGGAAGAGAUUAUCAUUUUCAGCAAACAUGCAGAAUAUUAAUUCAUUCCAUAAUAUAAGAAAUAUAUAUAUAAAAGUGGUGUGGCCAGUAUCAUGAUUAGAUACAGUAUUCUUUACGUCUGUUUUCUAUACGCAUGAUUACUAGACUUUGAUUAUAAUUGGCUGUAAACUUUAGAAAAACCUUUGUGCCUGUAGUUAAACAAAACUAGUGAAUACAGGCUGAUCUUUGGCGUAAAACAACUUUGAUAAGUAAUAUCUUUAUUACAUUAUUUUAUGUAUUUAAUUCCAUGCCUUUCUAGAAUAUACGCAUACAGCAUUAUUGAGUAUCAAAAUAUCCAUGCGCAUACUAACAAAUCAUAUGCAGCUAAUUUUACAACUUUAAAGUACACAACGAAGUUGUAAUACUAUGAAACUGUCCUUUUAAGCGUUUUCCCUUAUGAAAUAUGUCCAAUCUUGGCAUACUAUUUGAAUAAAUAAAUUUCUAUAUUUUAACUAAGAUUUGAAAAGUCUUUUGAAGAUAAAUAUAAAAACAACACUACGUCAUUGUUUAUGAGCUUUGUAAAUUGAACUUGCGUUAUUAAAGAUAGAGCAAAUGAUACUUAUAAUUCAAAAUUGUGUACGAAAUAUCAACAAUAUAUGAUAUUCGUCCAUAAAAAGUAUGAUUUUUUUUCAGUAAACGUUUAACAAACAUUAGUCAUUCAACAGUAAUCUAAUAUGAAAUGAUAAAUUAUAAUGUAAAAAGACCAUUUGUUUUUAUGUAACCAUUGAAUCGUCGCACAAGUUUUAUUUUGAUCGCUGGCGAUCUGCGACGAUUUGUCUGAAAAAAAAAUAUAAAAACUUCAUAAACAAACAUUUUAACUAAAUAUAUUAUAAUACCAUAGAUCAAAACCAAAACCAAAAACCACGAAUUUUUUUUCAUCACCGUUCUGAUCAACUGAAAAGGACAGUCAUAAAUUAAAGGAACAUGUAUAUAUUUAAAAACAUAAAGUCGAAAAGUAAACAAUUAAAUACCAUCAACACUAAGAAGACGAAACAUAGAUUUUGGAGCACAAAACCAUACAACUCAGCUUAGUUACAAAGUAUUUCACAAUUUCACUGUUAAUAGUAGAAAGCCGGUGUUAAUUGCAUGAACGUUUUCUUAUUUCCACAUACAACGUAUGUACCAGUUAAUUAUUUUUUUUUUUUUUUUUUGGGGUGCAACAUAUUGAAAUAUUAUUUUAUUUCAUGGUAAUGUUAUAAGACAUUCGAAAAUGUUAAAAGGAAUGUUUUCAGUUACAAGUCAGUUAAGUCACAUACAAGUUAGCAGUAACUGAUAAUGAGUCAUUCCUGGAUUUGAUUGGUAAUUGAUAAAGUAUAUAAACGAUUGUAUAAAGUCCCAAACUGGUGACGUAAAAUAAUCUCUUUUUUUGCACUAAAAACCAAUUUUAUGCUUGCUGUUUUUAGUAUCAACGUUUUAAUUCUUUACAGUUUAAGAGACACUGAAAACAAUGUCAUGUAACAUCUUAGAUGAUUGAUUGAUUGUUGGUUGCUUUACGCCGCAUUAGCACACCAAGGCUAUAUCGUGGCGAAAGCUAAUUCGAAUAAUUUUUUUUUGCAAUUCAAAGCAUAUUCUUAAAAACAGACAAAAGGUCCUUUAUUAACCUAAAACUCUAGAUUAAAGCAAAUUGAUUAUUUACAAAUAAAAAUGAACAGAAAGAUAACGUGAUAAAAAUUAAAAUCGUUUUAAAUAUAACAACUUUUUUAUAUAUGAUAAUAUAUUCCAACUUCUUUUAAGAAUGAAACAAUAUUUGUAAAUGGAACAUUAUUAAAAAAAAUCAUACAUAUUAUUGACAUUGAAAUGCUUCCUACGAAUAUCAGCAAAGUCAAUACAAUUAGUUAAAACAUGUUUAGUGGUAUACUUGCAGUUACAAGGUAUACACUGUGGUAACAUCUUAGACAAUGUCACCGAAAAUAUACGAUCAUUGAAAUGUAACAACUGGUUUUUUUCUAUGUUUUAUGCCUUAUGUGUAUAAUUAAUUUUUAAUUAAGAUACAUUUUCCGGUUAUAGGUUUAUACAAUUUUAUCUGUAAAGAGAAUUUUAUCUGUAUGAGAUUGUCUAACAAAAUGUAUAAUCUAACAGUAACAGAUUUUUUUAUUUUGAAUGUUGCGAUGGUGAUCUAAUUAUAGUACAACUAUUACCAAAAACUAAACUGAAGUGAUCAAAAUAAUAAAAUAUUAAUAUGAUUUU
Molecule: messenger RNA, 3799 nt
Organism: Mytilus trossulus (common blue mussel)
Lineage: Eukaryota; Metazoa; Mollusca; Bivalvia; Mytilida; Mytilidae
Product: arrestin domain-containing protein 17-like
Exons: 7
Coding region: 276-1511 (411 amino acids)
Biological process (GO): protein transport
Cellular component (GO): cytoplasm
Source: RefSeq, a predicted model, not a curated record